Messenger RNA from Elaeis guineensis (African oil palm), 477 nucleotides. NCBI's taxonomy places the organism in Eukaryota, Viridiplantae, Streptophyta, Magnoliopsida, Arecales, Arecaceae. The record is from RefSeq and is a predicted model, not a curated record.
AUGAGUCCCACCAGUUGGACCCUCGAGGUGGAGUCCCAAGCCCCCGCCGCAAGGCUGUUCAAGACCUUCCUCGACUGGCACAACCUCGCUCCUAAGCUCGUCCCCAACAUCGUCGCAAGUGCCGCUGGUAUCCAAGGUGAUGGCGGUGUUGGAAGUAUCAGGCAGAUCAACUUCACGUCAGUAAUGCCUUUUGGCUAUGUGAAAGAGCGUCUGGACUUUGUGGACCAUGACAAGUUUGAGUGCAAGCAGAGCCUGGUCGAAGGUGGCGAUCUCGGGAAGAAGAUAGAGUCGGCAUCGUCCCAUUUCAAGUUCGAGCCAACCAGCAAGGGAGGGUGUGUGUGCAAGGUGGUCACAACCUAUAAGCCUUUGCCAGGAGUAGAGAUGAAGGAUGAGAUCACCAAGGGAAAGGAAGCAGUGACAGGGAUCAUCAAGGCCGCAGAGGCCUACCUCCUGGCCAACCCUAGGGCCUAUGCUUAA